AUGGCUACCUCCCAGCUCACAAAGUCGGUCGUCGAGGCCAUCAAGGAGCGCCGCACAUACUACCAGCUCAACAAGGAGGCGCCCAUCUCGGACUCCAAGAUCAAGGAGCUCGUCGAGCAGGCCGUUCUCCAUGUCCCUUCAUCUUUCAACUCCCAGUCCACUCGCCUCGUUGUCCUGCUCAACAAGGACCACGAGCAGUUCUGGGACUACGUUGUCGAGGUUCUCAAGCCCUUGACACCCGAGGACAAGUUCGAUGGCACCAAGCAGAGGAUCAGCGGCUUCAGGGCUGCCUACGGCACUGUGCUCUUCUACGAAGCCCCCGAGCCCGUCGAGAACCUGCGCAAGCAGUUCCCCAUCUACGCACACCACUUCGGCGACUGGUCCGAGCACACCAACGCCAUGCACCAGUACGCGCUGUGGGUCGCGCUCGAGGCCGAGGGCUUCGGCGCAAACCUGCAGCACUACAACCCCGUCAUCGACCAGAAGGCCGCCGAGCACUGGAGCAUCCCGCUCGAGUGGAAGCUCAGGUCGCAGCUGGUCUUUGGUGGCCGUGCUGGCGAGCCCGGCGAGAAGCAGUUCCAGAAGACGUUUGGUGAGCGCCUGUUCGUUCACGGCUCCAAGGAGUAG
Ascochyta rabiei is the source of this 627-nucleotide messenger RNA. RefSeq names its product Putative nitroreductase. NCBI's taxonomy places the organism in Eukaryota, Fungi, Ascomycota, Dothideomycetes, Pleosporales, Didymellaceae. Gene Ontology annotation, biological process: cellular response to oxidative stress. The coding region runs from base 1 to 627 and encodes 208 amino acids. The record is from RefSeq and is a predicted model, not a curated record. The transcript is spliced from 2 exons.